Molecule: messenger RNA, 287 nt
Organism: Funneliformis mosseae
Lineage: Eukaryota; Fungi; Glomeromycota; Glomeromycetes; Glomerales; Glomeraceae
Source: the annotation of a GenBank genome assembly
CUUCUCAGUAUUGUCCAAUGAUUUCCUCUUACGAAUCACAAUAUAUCAACAACCAUGAUGAUAUUAGUGAACAAGGAAUCUUAAAUCAGAAUCCACCACAGUCUAUUGGCUCAUCUCAACCACAAAUGAAUCAAUGUGCAAUCUUUAGAUUCGAAAUUCCUGGAUUUGAUAUAAUUAUUAGACCAAAAUCCAACUUAUCCAUGGAUUUUAAUUAUCUGGACACACAAUAUCAACUUCAACAAGAUCAAUCCUAUCCUUCCGUCUCAAUAAAAAUUAUCCUGGGUUAA